ACGUCGAGUGCACGAAGCUCCAGCUCCAUAGUUUCCUCUGUGUUCGCAAAAUGAUGAAGAAUUUUCAUAUUUUUACCAUCGUCUUGACGAUCUUCGUAACCGUUAUCAAUGGACGAGUUUAUUAUUUGCCGAAUUUGGAUGAGAAUCGUUAUGCGGAUUCAUCCUAUCCUAUUCCAAAUGAACAGUCAUCGCGGGAUUUAGAUUUGAGUUUUUCCGCAGGGGAUUUGAACGAGUUUGAUAAUAAGAUACGUCCUGUUAAUAAGGUGUUCACGCUUGCCGUGCCGGAAAAGCCGUCCAUCGAAGUGAACAAAGAGGAGCUACCGAUCACGCGCUACAAAUUAGUCGAAGCACCUGUUAAGAGAAUUGGAUCUGAUGAUGUCAUCGUGGUCCCGGAGUCGAACCGAAAAAUCAUGAAAAUCGAUAAGAACAAGGGCGAAGUGAUCUUAGAACUUCGCGUUAUCGCUAAUCACGAUACUAUUUAA
This is a messenger RNA of Eufriesea mexicana, 482 nucleotides long. RefSeq lists its product as uncharacterized. The transcript has 2 exons. Lineage: Eukaryota; Metazoa; Arthropoda; Insecta; Hymenoptera; Apidae. The record is from RefSeq and is a predicted model, not a curated record. The coding region runs from base 51 to 482 and encodes 143 amino acids.